Messenger RNA from Myotis daubentonii (Daubenton's bat), 696 nucleotides. Its product is annotated as carcinoembryonic antigen-related cell adhesion molecule 21-like. The transcript has 3 exons. The coding region runs from base 1 to 696 and encodes 231 amino acids. Lineage: Eukaryota; Metazoa; Chordata; Mammalia; Chiroptera; Vespertilionidae. The record is from RefSeq and is a predicted model, not a curated record.
AUGGAGUUCCCUGCAACUCCUACCCAGAGAGGACUUGUCCCCUGGCUGGGGCUCCUACUGUCUGUCUUCCUCUUAUCCUUCUGGAUCCCGCCCACCACUGCGCGAUUUGAGAUUGUCAUGACCAGUGCUCUUGAAGGGCAAGAUGUGAUUCUACGUACCAAAAAUAGGCCUCCAGGUGUUUCAGGCUUUGUUUGGUACAGGGGAAUAGAGAUGAACUACUAUACUCUUAUUGCAUCUCUUACAUUGCAUUCAAGGCGAUCUCUAAGAGGGCCCGAAUACAGUGGUCGAGAGACAGUAAACCUUGAUGGAUCCCUGACCAUAAGAAAAGUCAAUGUGUGGGACCUAGGAAUCUACAUCGUAGUAGCCGUCCUUCAUAAUUCACAAAAAGAAAUUGGAUUUGGACGGCUCAAUGUAUACCGGCCAGUGAGUGUGCCCAUACUCCUAGCCAGCAACACCACAGUCACAGAGAAUGAGGAUGCUGUGGUCAUGACCUGCUACACAGAUGAGAGCUCCACCAACUGGUUAUUCAAUGCUACGCGUCUGCGGCUCAGAGAGAGAAUGAAGCUGUCCCAGGACCACAGAACCCUCACCAUAGACCCUGUCAGGAGAGAGGAUGCUGGGAACUACCAGUGUAAAGUCUCCAACCCCGUCAGCUCCACUGAAAGUGCACCUGUAGAGUUAUAUGUCAAGUACUAG